Molecule: messenger RNA, 2114 nt
Organism: Carica papaya (papaya)
Lineage: Eukaryota; Viridiplantae; Streptophyta; Magnoliopsida; Brassicales; Caricaceae
Product: dicer-like protein (DUF936)
Source: RefSeq, a predicted model, not a curated record
CCCUGUAACACAUCGUAGAAUUCAAUCAAACCUUCUUCUGCUAUAACUCUUGAUUCCCUCAGUUUUCUUCCCUUGAAUCCUUCUUCUUCUUCUUCUUCUUCUUCUUCUAUCUCUUUUCCCCUGAAGAUUCCUCUGUUUCGUUCUUUGCUUGAAUUCUUCCGGUCUUUCUUGAUUUCCUUGUGUAUUGCGUGAACUAGAUUCUUGUGCCUGAUUAGAAAAUGGCAGCAUUGGCUCCUGGGAUUUUGUUGAAGCUCCUCAACGGAAUGAACACGGGACUCAAGCCGACGAGCGAGCACCGGAGUUCCCUCUUACAGGUGACGGAUAUCGUACCCGCGGAUCUUGACGAGAAGAACCUCUGGCCUAAGCACGGAUUUUACAUCAAGGUCUCAGAUUCUUCCCAUUCUAUAUAUGUCAGUUUACCUUCUGAUCAAGACGAUGUCGUUCUCAGCAACAAAAUGCAGCUAGGCCAAUUCAUCUACGUAGACAGAUUGGAGCCGGGGUCUCCUGUUCCUGUCAUCAAAGGGGCAAAGCCACUUCCGGGGCGGCAUCCAUUAGUGGGCACGCCAGAGCCGUUAAUGGGUCUUAGAAAAAAGGGAGAGAAGAUUGAGCAAGAACCCAAUUCAAAACCCAGGCGAGGAUCUUGGGGUCAAAAUGGCGGUGAUGGUGUUUCUUCUCCGUUGGUUUUAAAGCCUGUGCCUUUGGAUUUUGAUCAGUGCACACCUAUGAAAGAAAGGCCUAGUUGUUCCAAAACAAUGUCGCCCAUGAUAAGACGAUUAACGGCUAAGGAUGGGAAUGGAGGAGGUAUGGGCGUUAGGUGUUCUUUUGGUGGGGGGCUUUUGGCUAAAAUGGUGGAGACGAAGGGAGAGAGUCCUGCUUUGCUUAGGAAGAGCUGUGUUGCUCCUUCAUCUUCCAAAUUUCCAAGGAGCAAAAGCGUCUGCGAACGAGAACCAAGGAUGGCUUCUAGUCCCUUCAACUCCGCUGAAAAGACAAGUCCAACUCCACAACCGAGUUCACGAAAUUCAAGAGCUAUUGUAGCUCCACUCAAUGUGGAUGGAGGAGCUCCACACAGCUCCUCUGCUUCAAGUGUGACUUUGCAGCCGCAAUCACAGACUGGUAAUCCUGCUUUUGAUGAUUCUACCAGCCUGCCAAUGCAUUUACCAGGAAGACUUGGCAUGCUGGGCAAGGAAGCCGUGCAACAGAGAGAAACAGCUCAAAAAAUUGCUCUUCAAGCGCUAAGAGAUGCCUCAGCUACUGAAUCUUUAGUCCGCUCCCUCAAGGCAUUUGCUAACUUGAGCAAAUCGGCAAAAGCUGAUUCACCAGCACCAUGUUUUGAGCAGUUCUUGGAAUUUCAUCACCAAAUUAUGCAAACAGUGAGCGGCAUGGCGUCUGUUCAAGCAGCUACUGAAAUGACAAGGAACCCAAAAGCAGAACAUAAACAGUUAUCCGAAGAAGAACACUCCUCAAUCUUAAAUGAAGUUAUUCACAACAACGGCUCUGAAUCCAAAUCCUCCUCCAAAGGUCGAUCAGCAUUGUACAAAUCCAUGGCGUCCUUUCCCGAGAAAAGUGAGCAGAAGCCAAGUUUUGGGAAGUUGCUAAGGUCAAGUACGAAGGAGAGAAGAGCAUCAUCCACCACCACCACCACCACAACCACUCCACUGGGGAAACUUUCCCUUGAAACUGUUGCUGAGAAUGAUGAAAAUAAGAAACCAGUUUAUUCUGGGUGCAGUUUAAGCAACGCAAUCAAACUGGGUAAGCAGAUCGAAAGAGAAGCAGGAAAGUGGUUUAUGGCGUUCAUAGAGAAGGGAUUAGAAAAAGGGAUGAAGAAAGCAAAAGGUGUGGGAGAUGAGGAUGUGAAGAAAGUUCCUCAGUCUCUGAUUCUCAAGGUUAUAAACUGGGUGGAGGUAGAACAGAGUGAUGGUAGCAAGAGGGAGAUUCAUCCCAAAGCAGCACAGAUAGCCAGGAAAUUAAGGAUAAAAAUGAAGAACCCCUAGUGUUUGACUAGCUUUUUUAUUUUUCAAGAAGAGUGAUGCAUUGUUUAGUUCCAAUAAUUUGGAACGCUUUUAAUUCUUUGUUUGUUAAGAACACGUAUCGAUAAGAACGAUGUAUGCCGCCAA